Molecule: messenger RNA, 1089 nt
Organism: Cladophialophora immunda
Lineage: Eukaryota; Fungi; Ascomycota; Eurotiomycetes; Chaetothyriales; Herpotrichiellaceae
Exons: 3
Coding region: 1-1089 (362 amino acids)
Cellular component (GO): Golgi apparatus
Molecular function (GO): antiporter activity
Source: RefSeq, a predicted model, not a curated record
AUGUCUUCGAACCUAUACAACAUACCAGGGACGGAACCCUUCUCAAUAAGUCUGAGUCGCCAUCCCCGGGGCCUUUUCGACACAGCCAAGACGGAUAUGGAUCAACAUUAUUUGGAAAAGCAACCCUUGACUGAAGGAUCUCCCAACAAACCGCGGAUUCCUCGAUGGGCGCUGAGCGAUUCGAAGACGCUCUUCAGCAUCAGCAUCAGCGAGAAGACUGCCGUCAACGUUCUCUGCGUCGUGCUCAACACCCUAUCGACGGUGUCCAUCGUUUUUGCGAACAAGAUUGUCUUUACCGAUCCUCAAUUUCGAAAGUUCCAGAUCGGGACCGCAGCAUGGCACUUUACGGCGACCUCUGUGUUGUUGUAUAUCGCGACCUUGAAGCCGUUCAGCUUCUUCAAGCCUGUCCGGUUGGCGGUGCGGGAUGUCUUGCCCCUCUCGACCCUCUUCCUCGGGUUCCUGGUCCUGGGGAACCUGUCCCUCGCCCUCAACACCGUCUCCUUCUACCAACUGGCCAAGAUCAUGACCACGCCGACGGUUGUGGCGAUCAACUUCCUGCUCUUCCGGAAGUGCCUCGCGCGUCCGUUGUUGUUGGCCAUUAUGGUUUCCUGCCUGGGCGUCGCCAUGACCAAUAUCGCGAUGGUCUCGUCGAACCCGAUCGGCACUUGCGUCGCCAUCGCCGCCUUCGUCACCACGGCAUUCUACCAGAUCUGGAUCGGCAAGAAGGUGCAAGAACUCGACGUGAGCGCCCCGGCGCUCCUGCUGAACCAGGCUCCCAUUUCCGUGGCCAUGCUCCUUUGCCUGCUCCCUUUCACGGACACCAUUCCCGACUUCCGGGCGGUCGAUCCUAAGAUUAUGGCCACCUUCCUCCUCUCGGGUAUCCUCGCCGCCGGACUCAACCUGAGCCAGUUCUUGAUCAUCGGACGCCUCUCGGCCAUUGCAUUCAACGUGGUGUCCAACGCGAAGAACGUCAUCAUCAUUUCCCUGGGCUGGUACAUGGCCGGCCAGUCCCCGUCCUUGAAGGACAUCGUAGGCGUCAUGCUGGCCCUCGGCGGAGCAGGUGCGUACUCGUGGUUGCAACGAAGGUGA